Molecule: messenger RNA, 2393 nt
Organism: Nematostella vectensis (starlet sea anemone)
Lineage: Eukaryota; Metazoa; Cnidaria; Anthozoa; Actiniaria; Edwardsiidae
Product: sorting nexin-5
Exons: 15
Coding region: 134-1255 (373 amino acids)
Molecular function (GO): phosphatidylinositol binding
Source: RefSeq, a predicted model, not a curated record
CCUUUUGCAUUGCACUAUGGGUAAGCACUCUAAGUAGCCCGGCGACUAAUAUUUGGGGGCGGUUACCUAGUCAUCUCAUGUAUCAAGAGAGAUCGCCGAGGGUUUCAGACCAGUACACGGAACCUUGGAUAACAUGGCGGAAGAAGGAGAAAACAAUGGAGAUGUGAGCUGGAAUGUCAAAGUUCUUGACGCGAGCAAAGAUGGAGAGAUUUUAAAGUUCACGGUUCAAACUAAAACGAUGGAAAAUGAUGAGGAAGAAAAAGGUGUCAUAGUACUUCGGGAAUAUGAUGACUUCGAGUGGCUGUACCAUUGUCUUGUCACCCAUAACAAUAUAGACGCUGUAGUGGUACCGCCACUUCCAGCCAGACCUCUGGUCACAGCAACAGCCGCAGAAUCCAAGUCCAAAAAGCAGUUAGGUAAAAAUGCAAAGAAUAUGAUCGGGGAUGAGUUUUUUAAAGACUGCAGAAAUCUUGAGAAGUUCAUACAAUUGGUUUUAGCUCAUCCCGCUCUUAAGAAUGAUGGGGAUUUAGAGAAAUUCUUAACAGAGGAGCAGGCCCAGACAAGAACUAAAAUUAAGAAAGGGUUAUUUGGCAGCCUUAGCAAGACAGUCGGUGAAGUCAGAUAUCAAAGCCACAAGGAUAUAAAUGAUGAAUUUCAGAAACUUCGUGACUUUGUUGAAAAAUUUUCUUUGGCAAACAAAGAAUGCUGUAUGAACUUCACAAAAAUGGUGAAUGCACAGCAGCGGGUAGGUCUUAGCCUGGGCGAGCUGAGUGCCUCAGUAUCGACAGCAGCCGUCUUAGAUGAAGUUAGCAGUCAAAAUUUGAAGAGGACAUUCACACUAUUUUCAGAAGCGCUAACAAGCUCCAAGGAAUCUUAUGAGGUCAUGUCAGCAAAUGAUGAAAACACAUUGGGAUUCACAAUGGAUUUGUACUCAAAAUACAUGGACUCUGCUAAAGACAUGUUGUUCAGAAGAACAUGCAAGUUAGUGGAGUUUGAGAAUGCAAGCAAAGCUCUUGAAAAGGCCAAGCCACAGAAAAAAGACCAGUGUGUGCAAGCCAAGAAAGAAGCGGAAGAUGCUUAUACUGAGAUCACAGACCUUGCUUCCACAGAAAUGAGUCGGUUCAACCGUCAACGUGUGCUGAGCCUGCAGUCAGCAAUGGUCCAGUACGCGGAGUCGCGCAUUAAAAACGGCCGCGACACUUACGCCGUUCUCCUCAAGCUACUGAAUUACGUCAAGAAAGCAGACCACUCCUAGUGCGCAUGCGAUUACUCGAUUGAACCAGUUUCUAGGACCCUCCCGGUCAUAGCCUGCUUGCAGGCGGUGUAUUCGGUGUUAUUAUCGCGGAAAACCCUCUCCGUUCGGUGAUCGGGCGCCAUCAUGUAUUUUAAGCCGCGUGGUUCUUGGGGGCGAGCGCUAAAACGGACCCCUGCGUCCGAUGGUAACACCGACUACCGCCUGCAAGCAGGCUAUCUCGGUCACCGUGUUCCGUGUGGCUCCCGAACGAGGGUUUGAAAGUUUUUUUUAAUUGAAAAAUUCUGAUGAAAAUUUAAAUGGAUAAAUAGCAAUCGGUAUUGAAAUUCAAAAAAAAAUUAUAAUUCUUGUUAUCAAUAAGAGAUAUUGUACAGUUUAGUCGUUUCCGUUAUGAGUUUGAGGUUUUUCCGUACCGUCCAGCUUCCGUGCCAGUCCUACCUUCAGUUGAAUCAAAGUCAAACCCUACUCAUACAAUAACGAUUAUGUUACAAUUACAUAGUACAUCAGAACGGGCAACGAACUAAUUCACCCGUUCAAGCUUAUACAGAUAUAGAAUGCCUAAAUUUACCAUUAUAUUGAUUUUCCCCUUCUUCGUUAUAGCGAAGUUGCAGUGAAUUUUGUUUCAAAUUUCCGAUUUAUUACAAUCGUCCCUCUAUUAAGAGGUCACCACUGGUCCGAGAUAGAGGGACGUUCAAGUUAUCCGAGUAGAAAUAACUUUAGAAUUGUUAAUAGGAAUGUAUUUCGAGUUAGUAAUGAGUUCCACUUUUCAGGAGUCCUCUGCAUACAUUUUAACUGGGAUAUGGUGGCAAUGGGGUUAAACAAAAACUUUAACAUUUUCACAAAGACAAACUUCCAGGAAUUGUAUAUGUCGCGUCAGAAAUAUUGAGAAGAGAAUAGCAAUUAUUAUACGUGAUUGCCAUUAAGCUGCUCAGAUUUUAGCAAAUAAGAAUCCAAGUUAUUGCCUUCUACUGCGAUUUGACUACAAGAACGCCAAAAUUUAACGAUUUUCUAUUUUUAUUAUAUAUGACAAUUUGUUAAACUGAAAUCCCCCGCACCUUUCAACACUCGUAAUAUCAUAAAAGUUAUUUUUGUAAAGAUAGAUAGCAUUCAUAUUUUAAAUAAAAAGAAUUUGUUUCUUGGC